AUGUACAAACCCGCCGUCAAUCUACGUGAAGCCCUUGAGAAGGCUCGCAGAAGAGAGCAAAUGUCGCGAACGAAUCAACAAGAGGAGUCGGCGACUUGCGCGGCAGUACAAAGAAACCCAGCGGAACCCAACACGUCUCAUCCAAUCGAGAGUACUAGUUCCCGGUCGUGGUGCCCCUAUUGUGCACGAUUCGGUCGACGGGCCCAACACUGUGGACACAACCCUCCAACGUACCCGCGUGAUCAGAAAGAAUCAAAUGCAACCCCAUUUUCCUCAAAAGGUCGAUUAGAAGGCACCCCAGUAUCCUUCUUGAUUGAUACUGGAGCUUCAUGCUCCUCGGUCGGCGAAUACUUAGUCAAACCCACCCGUACUGCCGAUGCGAGACAAUCGAUCGUCACUGCUGUCAACGGUUCCAAAGUGCUCAUCAAGGGUAGAUCACAGCUGAAAGUGAGUCUAUCAAGGUUCGAAGUCACCCACCUCUUCUUGGUGUGUCAUGGUCUUCGAUGGGAGCCAUCUUGGGGAUGGACCUUUUGCGGAAAUAUUGUGACACGAUUACAAUCUUGA
Molecule: messenger RNA, 564 nt
Organism: Echinostoma caproni
Lineage: Eukaryota; Metazoa; Platyhelminthes; Trematoda; Plagiorchiida; Echinostomatidae
Source: the annotation of a GenBank genome assembly